Rubroshorea leprosula is the source of this 5112-nucleotide messenger RNA. NCBI's taxonomy places the organism in Eukaryota, Viridiplantae, Streptophyta, Magnoliopsida, Malvales, Dipterocarpaceae. The record is from the annotation of a GenBank genome assembly.
AAGGCAAAAGGUAUGCUCCUCAUCUCUUCCAUCUCUUGUUUUUAAUUCAUUUUCUUAGGUUCAGUUUCUUCGUCUUAAAAUUUACUUACUCUUUCUCUGUUUCUUCUCAGAGUUUAAUUACCAGCCACUUCCAGCAGGCAGCAAAUUUGUGUCCACUUUCAACUCUGAGCAUUUAAAAAAAAAAAAAAAAUGAAGACCUGAUCAUUCAAUGGAAUUCUUAUCUAUUGCUGGAGGUGCUUUCUUAACUGUUGCUUUUGAGGAGCUGUUUAAGAAGUUGAAGUUCAGCAGAUCACUCAAUUUGCAGAAGCAGGUUCUUAAUAAGUUGCAAAACUGGGAGAGCUUAUUGCCGAAAAUCUUUGCCCUUCUUGAAGAUGCAGAAGAAAAGCAGAUGUCUAAUUCCAGCGAGUUGAUAAAGAUAUGGGUCGCUGAAAUUAGGGACUUGGCUUAUGAUAUAGAGGACAUCUUAGAUGAAUUUCAAGUUGAUUCUCAGAGAAGCAGUUUGAAUAUUUCAAAACCUCACCAAGCCAGCAGUAGCAAAUUCAUCCCCUCAUGCUUCAACUGUUUCAAACAGAGUGAUUUGUUGAUCUCUAAUCCCCGUACCAUUUCUAAGGUGGAUGGCAUCACCCUCAAGUUGCAAAGCUUGGUAGAUGAAUCGAAGUUACUUGGCUUAGUAAGUCAAGUUGGAGAUAAGCCUAGUAGAAUGGCUACAGGAAGGUCACCCACUACUUCUCUUCCUGAACUUUAUGUUUGUGGUCGACAAACUGAAAAAGCAGCUAUUCUUGACAAGUUGCUCAAUGAUGAAGGUGGUUCCAAAGGAUUUAGUGUUAUUCCCAUCCUUGGAAUGGGAGGCAUUGGCAAGACCACUUUAGCUCGACUUGUUUACAACGAGGUGACGACACCAGAAAACUUUGAGCUUAAAUCAUGGGUUUGUGUCUCUGAUCAGUUUGAUAUUACAAGCAUAACAAAAGCCAUUCUAGAGCAAGUUGGGGGAAGGUGUGAUUUUAAUAAUUUAGAUUCACUUCAACAAGAAUUGAGCAGCAAGUUGUCUAGCAAGAAGUUUCUGCUUGUAUUGGAUGACAUUUGGAAUGAGAACCCCUCUCGGUGGGACGACCUACAAAAACCAUUCUUAUCAGGAGCAGCUGGAAGUAAAAUAAUCAUCACAACUCGCAAUGAGCGUGUUGUAGAAAUGAUGGGAGGAGUGGAUAAAGCUUGCAGUCUAGAAGUAAUGAAGGAUGAAGAGUGCUUGUGCAAAGGAUUGCCAUUGGCUGCAAAAACCCUUGGGGGCCUCCUAUGUGGUAAGUUAAACCGUUCUGAGUGGGAAGACAUUUUAAAUAGUGAAAUAUGGAAGCUGCAAGAAAGUGACAUUCUUCCAGCUUUAAGAUUGAGUUAUCAUUAUCUUCCUUCUUAUUUGAAGCCAUGUUUUGUCUAUUGUGCAUUGUUUCCUAAAGACCAUGAGUUUGAGAAGAACCAGCUUGUUUUGUUGUGGAUGGCAAGUGGGGUCUUAAAACAACAAUCGGUAGAAGUUGGUCAUCAGUAUUUCUACGGGUUAGUUUCAAAAGCCUUUUUGCAGCGAUCUAGUGGGAAUGAGUCACGGUUUGUGAUGCAUGAUCUCAUACAUGAUUUGGCUCAAUUUGUUGCUGGAGAAUCGUGCUUCAUUCUUGAACAUAAGUUUGAGGUUGAUAAAAAAUCAAAAGUGAAUUAUGAAAAGGUUCGUCAUUUGUCUUGCAUCUGUGGUUACAAUGACACCUCUAAGAAAUUUGAUGUCUUGAAUGCCAUGAAGUGUUUGCGAACAUUCAUUCCAGUUGGCUCAAGGGGGUGGUGUCAUAUAUCAAAUGUAGUGGUGCAUGAUUGGCUGCCAAAAUUAAGAUGCUUGAGAGCACUGUCUCUUGAGGGUUAUCUGAUAAAUAAGUUACCAGAUUCAAUCGGAGAUUUAAUACAUUUGAAGUACCUUAAUUUGUCAGACACUCUAAUUGAAAGCCUACCUGAGUCUGUGGGUUUCCUCCUCCAAUUACAGACACUGUUGCUCUUUAACUGCUGCAAGUUUUUGAAGUUACCUGUGACAGUUGGGAACUUAAUUUACCUCCAUCAUCUAGAUAUUGAAGGUACGAGUUCCUUGAAAGAGAUGCCAUCAGAAAUAGGAAAACUGUCUAUUCUGAAUCUAGAGAAUGUUUUGAAUGUUCAAGAUGCUAUGGAGGCUGAUCUAAAGAAUAUUGAUGGUCUUGAUGAGUUGCAUUUGGAGUGGACUUCUGAUUCUGGUAAUAUGAGGAAUAAAACCAAUGAAGAAAUGCAGGUUCUCAAAUGGUUAAAACCUCAUUCAAAUUUGAAAAGUCUCACAAUUGUUUCCUAUGGUGGCCAAGAAUUCCCUUCCUGGAUUGGGGAUCCAAUUUUUUCUAAUUUAUCAUAUUUGAAUCUUAGAGAUUGCAAGAGAUGCCCUUUGUUGCCGUCACCUGGGCGAUCACCUGUUCUGAAAGAAUUGAUUAUAGAAGGCAUGGAGGGAAUAGAAACAGUGGGUCCAGAGUUUUAUGGGAAUGGAACUUUCUCAUCAUUGGGGAAGUUGGUUUUUCAAAACAUGUUAAAUUGGAAGGAAUGGACUUCUCCAACUGGAAGUGGAGGUGAAUUUCCUUGUCUGGUGAAUCUUGAGAUUAAAAAUUGUCCCAAGUUGACAGGACAAUUACCCAGCCAACUUUCUUCUCUGGUGAAUCUUGAGAUUAAAAAUUGUCCCAAGUUGACAGGACAAUUAACCAGCCAACUUUCUUCUCUGGUGAAUCUUGUGAUAAAUGGAUGCCCAGAGUUAAGAUGCUCAUCUACCACAAGUCUUGUGUCACUUAGAAAUCUUCAUAUUGGAGACUGCAAUGUUAUUCUUUUGAAGAGCAUGAUUGAUCUCACCUCUCUCACUCGAUUGAGAAUUGAGAAUAUUUCAGAGAUGUCUUGCUUGCCUAUGUGUUUUACACAGUUCUUAACAGCUCUUGAGAAUCUUGAAAUUGAAGGGUGCAAAGAACUUACUUGUUUGUGGGAGGAUGGAUCAGAAACAAUAAACCUUGCUCGCCUUGAGAAAAUGGAAAUUAGGAGUUGUCCUUUGCUUAUGUCGUUGACAGGGAAAGAACAAGGCCUCUUGCCAUUGAGUCUUAAACAUCUUGCCCUCUCUAGUUGUGAGGCAUUGGAGUCAUUAUUACCUGAUCUGAUGAUGAGGAAGAUGGGCGGAAGCAACAGUAAUAGCACCGACUUGUUGAGACUUGAAGAGUUAGAACUUUAUGGUUGUCCUUCUCUCAGGUCAUUAUCCGUGCCCAUCACAGUUAAGCGGUUGACAAUAGAAAGAUGUGAAAAUCUUGAGUCUCUACCGGAUGGAAUACUGAUGCAAGAUGAUGGUGACAACAACAGCAAUCUUGAAUAUUUAUAUAUAGGGGAAUUUCCACAUUUAAAUUCUUUUCAGAGGGGUCAGCUGCCAGCUUCUCUCAAGGAAUUUGAAGUUCAGGGUUGCGAGGGGUUGGAAUCUAUUUCAAAGGGAAUGCUGCAUCAAUGUACAGGACUUAGAUCCAUUGGAAUUUGGAAUUGUCAAAGGUUGAAAGGCUUACCCAGCCUUGAUUGCCUCAGCAAUCUCAUUGGAUUACACAUUGGCUCUUGUCACGCUUUAGAGUCCAUCCCAAAUCUGGGCUUAUGCAUCCCCCAUCUCAAGGUAUUGGAAAUAAGGUAUUGUAAGAAUCUCAAGUCCUUCCCAAAUACUACGAUGUCCCAGUUGAAAUCGCUUCAGGAGCUAUACAUAGAGCAUUGUCCAAACAUAGAGUUGAUUCCGUCUCCAGGUGGGAAUGAGAAUGGAGGUUUACUUUUAGAUUUACCCCCAAACUUAACAAAUGUUCAGUUAGACGAUGCAAUUCUCAAGUUCCUACUACCAAAUACGACUCAAAAACUAUCCAAUCCAGUUCCAGAUGGGCAUUUGGCAACGGUGGCGGGAUGCGGCCUCCACAACCUUACCUCUCUUCAGUGGUUGGCAAUUAGUUGUCGGACAUGGCCGCCGGAUAUUGUGCUGCCUUCUUCUUUAACCACUCUUUGGAUCAAAGAUGGUGAAAAUCUGGAAUCAAUACCCAGAGAGCUCCUCCAAAACCUGAACUCUCUUCUAAGUCUGGGAAUAUUGAACUGCCCGAAGCUACGAUCCUUGCCAAAGGAAGGCUUGCCUCCCUCUCUUGGAACACUCCAGAUCUCCACCUGUCCGCUGCUAAAACGACAGCGCUUUGAGGCGGAAGGAGACCACUGGCCCCUCACCCAUACCAUCCCCUUUGUUGCGAUAGAUCUUGCAAAGGUAUUCCCAUAGGAUAGCACUGCAACCAUUUCUUAAUUACUUGACUCAAAUCUCGAACAAACUCAUCAAAAUCCUACAGGCUUUAUUACUUCAGGAGAGUGCAACAAAAUGAAGGGGGAUGGCCUAAUGUCCAUGGAGGAUCGAGAUUCUUCUCGUUUAUAAUUGAGUAUGCUUCAAGAUCAGAUGUCUCGAUGAAUAAGUCCAUCAUGGUUGCAGCAACAAACUUCUACCCUCCAAACAAUGCCCUCUCUGGUAAUGCAAGAAGGACAUGGAUUUUCUUGGAGUUUUUCUGGUAAUUUCUCUAGCCAUAUCAAGCACAAUUCGAGGAUAUGUAUGAAGAUGGAUGGAUGGAGUACUGCUUUGAGGAUCAGUCUAUUGCGUAUCUGUCCAUCACUUCAGUGUUGAGAAAAACACUCUUCAUGGAUCCAUACUUGAACUGAAAGGGUAGUCUAUGAAGACAAGCUGGGGAAAAAGUUACUGGAUCAGUCUGUUGCAUAUCUGUCCAUAUCAUACGGAUGUUGAGCGAAAAACACUCUUCAUGGAUGCGUAAUUGAACUGAACGGCUGGCAUGAAGUCAAGCAGGGAAAAAAACUACUGGGUUGUGGAGCUUGGACUUCAAAUGUAUCAAGUCAUUGGAGCUUUAAAGUAAGGGUUAGUGGCUAGUUUUGGGGAUCAUUCCAAAAAUGAAUGAUUUGCUAAUUACCAUAAUGGUGAUCCAAGAACUUAUUUCUGACAAUUUAUUGAUGCCUGGAGAGAAUUUGUAAUCUUGAUAAUUCAAUAGUGAAAGUUAUUCAGCUGACUAAAAGUCUUCAUGAUCC